AUGUUGGAACUGGUUGCACUACUGAGUCUUCUGGUGUCUCUGACAACUGGUUCAUUAGCCAUUGCAUUGACAUCAUUGUUUAAUGAAAACAGAGCUGUAUUGAUUAUAAUAGCAUGUUCUUCUAUUGUAUAUGCCCUUACAGUUCUAAUAAGGUUGAUUUUAUUCCUACCUUUAAAUAAAUAUUUUAUACGAUCAACCAAUAUUUUUUUUCAAUUAUUGACUCUAACAUGUUCUGUAGAAUAUUUUAAUCAAACAACUAAGCAUAUUCCUUAUCCAAGCAAAUUAAAUAAGCAUUUAACGAUAGCAUUCCAAUCCGCAUUAUUAUUCAGUCUUUUCUUUAAUGGUAUAUUUACCGGAUGUGACAAUUCAGCACAGAAAGUUCAAACUGAAUCAGAACAAAAUCAACAGGAAGACGAAGAAAAGAAUCUACAAUCAUAUAAUACAGAUACUAGUUUAAAUAAUAAAUUUAUUCCUUUGAAGAAUUCGGCACAAACUUUAACACCUGAUAUGGCUAAUGGGUAUGUUAAUACUGAAAACAGAGUCAAUUGGGUUCUGAAUGAGUUUGGAAAGACCAAAGUUUCUGAUGAAAUAUCAAAUUCUUCUGUUGUGAGACAUCAAUUGACACCAAUUAAAUUUUCCUAUAGAUCUAGAUCAUCUACUUCCAAUAGCACAUCCGAUAAGAUUUAUAAGAAACCAUCAAUUAAAUUUAGAUCAAGAAAAUUAAACAUAAAGUCGCCAUUCAAAAACAGAAAGAAUCAUGUAAUACAAGAGAAAUUGGAGAAAUUGCCAAAUAACAAGACAAACUUAAAUGCAAGAUAUGUUACAAGAUUAUCAACUAUUUCAGAUUUACCAAGAAGUUUCCUAAAUAUGUUAUCAAAUGCAUCAUCAACUGAAGUAAAUAGAGUCGAUAGGCCUGUCUCAGCAGUCAUGGAAUCUACAAAUAUGAGAAAUCAACAACCAUUAUCAAACGAAACAUUAUUAAAAUGUAGAUCCCAAAUGCAACUAGAAAGAGAUGCAAUAGAAAGAAUGGAUCAUACAUUGCUUCCUUCCUUCUUAAAUAUCCCUUCCCCUAUGGUUGCUGAAGAUGCUGCGCCCAGCAUUAAAACAGAGGCUACCCGUCCUUUGUCACCUUUAAUAACUCAAAACCAAAUCAACGAAGAGGAAACUGACAAUGAGAAUGAUAAAGCCUUUAAUGCUAACAAUGAUAUUCAUGAAGAACUUGGUAAUCUCAGCGGACAAAGCAUAGAUAUUUUAGAACAAAAUGAACUAGCUGAUAUCUCAGAGGUUCCAGGCGAAUCAUUCUUUGAAGAUUCAUAUGAAUUAGAAAAACCUUCUCAUAUAGAGUUGCCUCAAAAUGUUACACUGGACAUGUGGGAGAAGGAUAGUAAUAAAUACUUAGACAGAGCUGAUGAUUUACGAAAAUUACAUAUAAUCCAAAAUAAAAACCUGAUUCCGGAAUUUGGCUUAAGCAAAGAAGAAUUAGGCUCCCCUUCACAAAUUUCUCCACUACCAACCAAGAAGAACAAUUUUACAUUUCCUUUAAAACAAAUAAUGGAAACAUCUCAGGCACCUCAAGAACCACGUAUGUCACAACAAGAUGAUAUAUCCAGUUCUGAUGCAGUAAGUGAGUUAGAUCGAUAUUUAAAGGAAUUGAGCAUUACUGAAGAGGAUCCGGGACACUUACUAGAGGAGAGUUUUAGAAAUGAUAAUACUACAUCUCUUAUUUUGGAAAAUUCCUACAGAGAACUAAUAGAAACAGACAAUAAUCACUCACCUACAAAAUCACUCGUUUCAAUAAUUAGCUCCGGUAGCAUGAAACAACAUAAACAACAGAAAUCACAAAGCGCAGUCAACAAUUUGCUAUAUAGCUCCGCAUCACAUGCCAAAUCUAAUUCACAACCUAGCUUUAGAUUUCCAACUAACGGAAGUAAUGUUGUUUUCUCGUCAACACAGUCAUCUCCGAUCAAAUCACACAGUUUUAAAAGAUUUAGUAAGAAAUUAUCAAUAUCAAACUUAAAUGAUACCCAUUCGCAUUCCAGAUCGAACGAUCAUCCCUUUGACUUGCAUAAUAUGUAUACGAGGGAACAUAGUAGAGGGAAAAGUGUAGAUUUUACUUAUCUACGUUCCAUACAGAGUCAACAUUCACCAACCAAAUCUAUAACCACCACGAACUCAAUAACUAAUUCAAGCAGAAGGAAUAGUGCCAUACCCGAAAGUGCAUCAAGAACUGUUAGUAAAAUAUUUCAAAAUAAGCAUGCAGAUAGUACAUAUCUCAUGAAUUCCGAAGACUUAUUUAAUAUUACGCUAAAGCAUCGAACAGAACUAUCCCUAUCUCAGGAGCAACCAAAUUCUGAUGAUUCCGCAAUAGAAUCACAAGAGUCAGGACCAAGUUAUCCAGAUAGCGUAGUUGGUGAAUAUGAUAGAGAAAGAUGGACCACAUUACAAAAUCUCGAAGUUGAAUAA
This is a messenger RNA of Maudiozyma saulgeensis, 2463 nucleotides long. The record is from the annotation of a GenBank genome assembly. NCBI's taxonomy places the organism in Eukaryota, Fungi, Ascomycota, Saccharomycetes, Saccharomycetales, Saccharomycetaceae.